AUGGGCCGACGGAUCACGAUGAUGUGGGCGGCCGCCGGGUACGUCGUGUUGCUCUGCGAGAAGUCGGCCGACAAUUACGACGGUGCAUUGGAUUUCAUAAAAGCCAACAAGGAACAACAAGCAGCGCGACUGGGCACCACUCCCGGCGAGGUCAAAGUUACGGCGUCGUUACAGGACGCCGUACAGAACGCCUGGAUGGUCAUUGAAGCCAUUCCCGAGAAACUGGACCUGAAGAUCGAGCUACUAGCCCAAAUCGAUCAAUUCGCGCCGCCAGACUGCGUCAUUGCCUCGAACUCGUCGUCGCUACGUACUAGCCAGAUGAUCGUCAAAACCGAGAAGAACUACCGCAUCUGCAAUGGCCAUUACUAUAUGCCGCCUGAGCAGACUUACUACGAGCUCAUCGCCGCCGGUUUUCAGCCUGCGCAUGCCAAGGUCGACUCCACUGGCUUGAUCUUCAAUCGAAUCUGGGCUUCUAUUAAAAGAGAAUGUCUGUUGGUCAUGGCCGAUGGGGUUAGCGACGGCCAUACCAUUGAUGCCAUGUUCAAAAGCUGGUUCCAAGCUUCUAAGGGCCCAUGUAUGAUGAUGGACACUGUCGGACUGGAUACCGUGGCCAACAUCGAAGAGGUAUAUGUUCAGCAACGUGGCCUGGACCCUCGAGCUAUGCAGUGGCUGAGAGACACCUACGUCAGCAAGGGCAACUUGGGCUCCAAGGGCGGAAAGGGGCUACUGAGUUAA
Penicillium alfredii is the source of this 735-nucleotide messenger RNA. Its product is annotated as 3-hydroxyacyl-CoA dehydrogenase family protein. Lineage: Eukaryota; Fungi; Ascomycota; Eurotiomycetes; Eurotiales; Aspergillaceae. The transcript has 2 exons. Gene Ontology annotation, molecular function: oxidoreductase activity, acting on the CH-OH group of donors, NAD or NADP as acceptor; NAD+ binding. The record is from RefSeq and is a predicted model, not a curated record. Gene Ontology annotation, biological process: fatty acid metabolic process. The coding region runs from base 1 to 735 and encodes 244 amino acids.